Messenger RNA from Amphiprion ocellaris (clown anemonefish), 1761 nucleotides. RefSeq names its product WD repeat domain 53 (gene wdr53). The record is from RefSeq and is a predicted model, not a curated record. Gene Ontology annotation, molecular function: protein binding. NCBI's taxonomy places the organism in Eukaryota, Metazoa, Chordata, Actinopteri, Pomacentridae. The coding region runs from base 114 to 1265 and encodes 383 amino acids. The transcript has 3 exons.
UGGCAGGCUAAACACAGGGUGAUCGUGUGAGUCUCUCUAUGAUGUCAUCAAUAAGCGACUGAGCCGCACAUGGCAGCCUGCUAAAGUUUGGACGGCACUUGCUAAGGGUCAGUAUGGCCAGGCAGUGGUCUGAGGGCCACUCCACUUCCAUCCUGUGUGUCGGGGCGUCUCCGGGCCCCGAGGGUCUUCUCGCUUCGGGCUCUGAGGGUGGCGAGGUCACAGUGUGGAGCCAAGAGGGAACCAUCAUCGGCCGCCUCACUCUCCCCGGUGAAGACGACAGCACGAGUGUUGUGUUCUCACCUGCAGCUCCGAGCCAGCUGUAUGUGUCACAUGGAGACACGGUGAGCGUCCUCGACCCCAGAAACCUGAAGGGCCUCGUGGAGGAGUUUCAGGGUGCAGGGGAGGAGGAGAUCAAUGCUUUAGCACUGAAUGAGACGGGAUCCGCCCUGGCGGUGGCUGAUGACUCUGGGGCUGUGCGGGUGCUGGAGCUUCCUGGGGGAAAAGUGUUCAGGACUCUGCGCAGACACACCAACAUCUGCUCCUCUGUGGCUUUCCGGCCUCACCGGCCCAACAACCUGGUGUCUGUCGGACUGGACAUGCAGGUGAUGCUGUGGGGUCUGCAGAAGACCCGCCCUCUGUGGACUCUCAACCUCCAGGACGUAGCAGAGGAAGAAGAUGACCAUCAGCAGCGCCCUGGUCAGCUUUUCAACCCACCUCUGGCCCACUGUGUGUCUGUGGCGAGCUGUGGAAACAUCCUGGGUUGUGCCGCAGAGGACGGACGGGUGCAUCUGAUGCGAAUCGGCAGCGGAUCCAAACUGGAGCAGCAAGGAGCUUUCAAAGCUCACAGUCAGGGAGCCUCACAAGCUCACUUUGUUAGUUUCCUUUCCCACCCAUACUGGCUCAUCAGUGGGGGUAACGACAGCCAUGUCGCCCUGUGGGACCUCAGUAAGCACCCGGUGGUGGCUCCAGAGGGCAAAAGUCAAGCGACAGGACCCCAACGCAGGAAAGGCAAGAGCAAGGCAAAGAGAAAAGAGCAACACCAGGAUAAAGUGAAGAGCCCACAGAAGGCUGAGGCAGAGAAAGGGGAGGAUGAAGCAGCAGGGGGUGCAGAGGAGGCGAUGGAGGAGAAGUCUGGACCCAAACUGAGCAUCAGCCAUGGUGACAAGGUGAACUGGCUUUGCCCUGCUGUGCUGAAAGGAGAACCAAGUGUGAUAGUGGCUGAUCAGAGCUCCAGUCUGACUGUUUAUUCUCUGUCCCAGGUGUAGAUUCAAGCACUUUACACCUCAGUCUUUAGUUUUGGUCAGAGCAGUACAUUAUUUUCACUUGCCAAACUUUUAGAUUACAAUUUUUUAAAAUUCUUUAGAGAAUACACUCCUUUUUAUUGCUGUUUGAACUGGUAUCAUCAAUGUAUGGACUUUAUGGCUAAAUGAUGCUUGGCUUGUCUUUUUUUUUAGCCAGCAUUCCUUUCAGAAAGCCCAAACUGUUGACAUAAAACAAAAUCUCUACAGCAGCAGACAAACAUCACAAUAAUGAGAUUUAUAGGACAGUUCAAGCAGUAUUUAACAAACUAAAUAUAUAAUUGUUUUUGGGGUUUAACUCUGUUGGGUUUUUUGUGUGAGGUCCUAUAAAAGUGUCACCCUUUGAAAUGCAUGUUUUGUUUGUCUGACACGGGAUUCAUUAUAUUUUUGUAAAAUUAUGCAUUUUUCUGGCCUGUAUAGCAACCACAUCUGAUGAAAGAAAAUGAAUUUCAUUUUUAGUUAA